AAAAUGGCAAUUAACGACAGUUAACAGCAGUUAAGUUGCUGUGCCAGUAAGGGCUAAAUUGCUUCUAUGGUAGAGUUCAGGGGUUUAUAUGCAUCAAUUAAAGUCUGGGGGCUUAAUAGCGAUUCUGGUAUUAGUUCAGGGGCUUUACUUAUGGUUUUGCCAUGAAUCUAGUGACAAUGAUGAUGAUGAUGAUGAUGAUGAUGAUGAUGAUGAUGAUGAUGAUGAUGAUUAUGAUGAUAAUGAUAGAUUACAAAUUGCAAGACCUUCUUUCGUUGCGAAUUUAAUCGAACGAAUUUCGUGCGAGCUCCCCCAAGACGUUCGACCUCUCGCCCGAUCUUUUUUUCUGUUUUAGAAAAUUAUAAAAUUACAUAUCAAAAAUUCCUCUAAAUUAAAUAGAUCCCUUCCUUAAGAGGUAAGCUAACCACCAAAACAGUUGUUGUUAGUUUCUAUCUUUUUACACACCAUUUUUAGGCGCAGGCUUUUCACUCUCGCUCAGAAUCAGAAUGAAUCACUGCCCUCAAA
Messenger RNA from Rubroshorea leprosula, 522 nucleotides. NCBI's taxonomy places the organism in Eukaryota, Viridiplantae, Streptophyta, Magnoliopsida, Malvales, Dipterocarpaceae. The record is from the annotation of a GenBank genome assembly.